AUGUUACAGCAGCUGCCAUUUGUUUUAAGUAAUACAGUUUCAGAUGAUGAUGGUAGGCAGCACCCAUAUAGUAGAAUACGGUUAAAAAUGUUACAGUGCUUGGUGGCCAGAUUAUUGGAUAAAAUAUUGAAAUUUUAUGCAAAAACAUUUUCAACUUCACCACUAAACAUCACAAGAGAAAUAUAUACAAGUUUGGCCAAGCACAUAGAGACAUAUUUUCUAUUUAGAGAAAACAAGAUUAUUAAUGUUGCAUCUGGAGUGGAUAUUGCCAACCCAGACAUCGCUCGUUUAUUAAAGAAGUUUCGUCUUUUAAAUGAGUUUCAGAAAGAUACACCAUCAUUUUGGAUUCGACACCCAGAGAAGUACAUGGAAGAGAUUGUAGAGAGUACUCUGUCAUUGCUUACAGUAACUUAUGAGCAGAUGCAGAGGAAUGAGACUUCCCAGAAAACACUGGAGCCUGUACAUUUUCUUGCAAUGCUGGAUAUUAAAGCUACUUGGUUCAGGAAGUGGAUGCAUGGGUAUUACAGUAGAACAGUAGUCCUAAAGCUUCUUGAAAAGAAAUACAAAUCACUGAUUGCUGCAGCUGUUCAACAGUGUUGUGAUUAUAUUGAGUCAUGUGAAAUAGGAAUAAAUGACACUGUCCAGUUAAGCUCCAUGUUAAAUCAGCAAGAAAUCAGUAACAAACAACGAAGACCUUUCUAUACUGAAAAAGAACUUUAUUAUAUUUAUUUUGUUCAUUCGGUGUGUCUUUUGGGAAGACUGUUAAUAUAUGCCCAUGGAAGAAAACUGUUUCCUGUUAAAACUAAAAAGAGAAAUGAGCCAGUAUCACUCAUGGACCUGAUAGUUUUGAUAAUUCGGAUUUUGUGCAGAAAUCCAAAUGUAGCACACAGAAGUUUAACUGGACAGUCAGAUUCCUACUCACCAGCAAGCCUUGUGGUGGAAGUUCUUCGACUUUUAUGUGACCGCAAAGAGUGCGCUACAGAGUGUCUGUACAAAAGCAGAGUACUAGAUGCACUGCUUUAUCCUAUUUCUGCUUUACUGAAAGGAAGGCAGGUUUACAGUAAUGGAGAUGAAAUUACACUGACAUACAUUGCUGAUGUAUUGGCAAGAAUUGCUUCCACUGAAGGUGGUCUUUCCCUGCUUCUUUACGGUGAAAAUGCCAAGACAGCUCAAAAGGAAAUCACUUCAUCUGCACACACAAUUGUCCAGUUUACCAAAAAAUUGCUUACUGAUGAGAUUGCUGCUGCCUCGGAGUCAGAGGUAUCACCCCUUCUUAAAGGAGCUUUCAUUUUUGUGUGCCGACAGAUGUAUAAUACCUGUGAGGGUUUGCAAGUGCUCAUUCCAUAUGGGUUGCACAAAUGUAUUGCAGAGGCAUGGAAGAAGGCUAGUUUACUUUCUGAGAGAGCUCCUACUCCAGUGGCUGGAGUCGAGUCAAGUACCUCAGUAGCACAAGAACUACAAAACAGCAUGCAGUGGGAAGAGAUGCUUUUAGACAGUUUGCUGAACUUUGCUGCAACUCCAAAGGGGGUUCUACUUCUUCAGCAGACAGGAGCCAUCAAUGAGUGUGUGACCUACAUGUUCAGCAGAUUCACCAAAAAACUUCAGGUCAGCAGAUGUGAAAAGUUUGGCUAUGGUGUGAUGGUUACACAAGUUGCAGCAACAGCUCCAGGCACUGUGGCACUUGAAAGUUCAGGGUUCAUCCAAGCCCUUGUGUCUGAGCUGUGGUCUGUGCUAGAGUGUGGAAGAGAUGACACUAGAGUUAUUCAUCCCAAAUCAACUCCAAUAGAUCCCAUUGACCGUAGCUGUCAGAAGUCUUUUCUAGCACUGGCGAAUUUGUUGUCAUCGUAUUAUGCUGUGUAUGAGCUGACUGGUAAGCAGAAGUUACCCAAUAAGACAGAGUAUUUUCUUCGUGAAGUACCAGCCUCUGUUAUAGAUGUCAUAGAUCGACUUGUAAUCAUUAACUCAGAUGCCAAAGUUGUCUCUUUGUUCAACUAUGAGCAAUCUCACACAUUUGGACUAAGAUUGCUAAAUGUUUUGUGCUGCAGUCUUGACACACUCCUCCUUUUGGAAGCUCAGUACAAAGUAUCAGAACUGCUACUGAAAGCACAGAGGGAAAAUGUGACAGAAACUUCAGGACGUUCUGAGGAUUUUAUAAUUGAUGGUCUCUCAGUUGAAAGAAACCAUAUCCUUGUAAGAAUGAAUCUUGUUGGAGGACCUUCGGAACGGAUUCUGCCACCUAGAGCAUUACAGAAAGGCAGUGAUCCAUAUCCAUGGCCAAUGUUCUCAUCCCUUCCUUUGCCAAAGUGUUAUCUACCUGAAAAUGCUAAAGGAUCCACUUUAAAACAAGAUGCUGAUUUUAGCAAAAUUCUAUUGUCAUCAAAAAAACAUGAAAAGCAUAUUGGAUGGCCAGAGAGCUGCAGGAAACAAUUUAGUAAAACCAUGAUAGCAAAGCCUGAUGCAAUCCAGGGUGUCGUUUUGGCAGAUCUACUAGAAAAAUUUGUUAUGCAUGUUUCAGACACCUCAUCAGAAUGCUACUUUAGUAUCCCUGAAUACAAAGGUGAUACAAAUUUGAAGAACCAAACUCUUUCAUCUGAGCAGCAACUAGGCAUAAAAAUGACUGUAAGGUAUGGGAGGCAGAUGAAUAUCUUGAAAGACAGUGCUGAACAAGAUCUCACUUGGCUACUGAAACACUCUGAGAAUUUCCUUAAGAAGCAGCAAACCCCAGUAAACUCUCCACUUCGUUGUCUGCAGGGAGGUUAUGCAGGCCAUGACUGGUUUGCCUCUUCGUUGUUCCUGAUAAUGUCAGGAGACAAAGACAGAGCAUUAAAAUUUCUUCAGCGUUUUGCCAGUCUUCUUGUCUCUGCAUUUCUCUGGCUUCCUAGAUUGUAUGCUUCGAUUCAUCUACCAGUUGAUAUCAUUAAGUCUGGCAUACAUCCACUAUAUUCAUGUAUAUCACACUACAUUGAGAUGUUACUGAAGCAAGAGGUGCCGCUUGUCUUUUCAGCUUUUCGCAUGUCAGGAUUUACACCCUCCCAGAUUUGUCUUCAGUGGCUGGUUCAGUGCUUUUGGAAUUACUUGGACUGGUGCGAGAUAUGCCAUUAUAUUGCAACCUGCAUAGUCCUUGGUCCUGACUACCAAGUAUAUAUGUGCCUAUCUGUGCUUAAGCAUCUCCAGCCAGAAAUUCUUCAGCACACACAGUCACACGAUCUACAAAUAUUUCUGAAGGAAGAAGCCAUCACUGGAUUUCAAGUGCACAAGUAUUUGGAGUACAUGGAAAAUCUUGAGCAGGCGUACAGACCAAUGAUAAUGACAGAUAUGAAGAAGAUCCGGCAACAGAGUGAUUGAUUAUGGAAAAUUAUGCUAUAAUGUAAAUAAAUAUAUCUCAUUAUGUAUGUAUGUAAAUAGCUUUAGUUAGGGAAGUACUAAAUGAAACAGAUAAUUUAUUUUCUGUAUUAAAAGUGCAAUAUUAAGUACACCUUCACUGAUUCUGUUUGGAUGACUGUAGUUUGUGAAGUGGUGUAUAUGGCUAGCUUAAAUAAAUGCCAGUUUGUAAGUUCUGUUAAAAUUUAUAAUGAAUGGUUCAGAUUUAAAUACUGUUUUCUGAUUUCUAAAAUAAUAUGUAAAUAUUAAUAUUUAAAAGGGUGUGGAUUUGCUGGGAGUUAAAAACUCUCAAUCUGCAUAGAAAGGCACAAGGUGACUCUGGGUGUCAUCACUACAUUCAGGAUGUUGAUUAACCCUCACCAAAUGCAUAUCCAGGAGGGGAUUAUUGCAUUUAUAACACUGACUUUGUUACCCACCACAAAUUGAUUGUUUUAGUGUAUCACCCUUGCAACUGAGUUCCUUUUUAUAUAAUCAUUGAGCAAGAUAGCCUGCAAUGAGAAUGAUUACAGUUAAAUUUUUGUUUUUAUUAUUAUUAUGAAACAGUGUACUUUUUAUUCUGUAUUGUUCACUUUGCUGGCUUGUUCUAUAUUUAUAUCAAAUGUAUUAUCUUUUCCCGCUACAUAUGCCUAAGUAAUAAGGCGCUUUAUAUGUGGGAAGGACAUAGCAGAAUACGUGGGAUAGUUCAGCUGCUUUACAUCCUAACUAAGUAUUUCUGCUGCUGCAAGCGCUUAAUCUUAAAGCGCUGUGCAUCCGGAACCUGUGUUUUUCUUUUCUGCUGCAAGCGCUUAAUCACUAAAGCGCUGUGCAGUCGGAACCUGUGUUUUCAUUUCUGCUGCAAGCGCUUAUUCAUUAAAGCGCUGUGCAGUCGGAACCUGUGCUUUUAUUUCUGCUGCAAGUACUUACUCAUUAAAGCGCUGUGCAGUCGGAACCUGUGUGUUUUUUCUGCUGCAAGUGCUUAGUCAUUAUAGCGCUGUGCAGUCAGAACCUGUGUUUACUGAUAUGUUUCUUGGAUUACUGAAUAAUGCAAUAAUGUACUAGUAACUGGUUAAAUUGUGCUAUUUGCUUGGUAAGCUGUACUGUGUUAUCACCACUUUCUAUUUAAGUAUACGCACAACUGUUUUAGCAUUUAGCACGUGGUUACAAUAGCUGUUUGGUGUGCAGUUGGAACCUGUGUUCUUAUUUUCUGCUGCAAGCACUUAGUCAUUACAGCGCUGUGCAGUUGGAACUUGUGUUUAGUGAUUCGUUUUUCUGAGUAAUGAAUAAUUCAGUAAUGUACUAGUGACUAAUUAAAUUGUGUUACUUGCUUGGUAGGUGAUACUUUGUUAUCACCACUUUCUGUUUGAGUAAACGCACUACUGUUUUAGCGUUUAGCACGUGGUUUACUAUAGCUGUCUGGGGCACUACUCUGUUAUUUAAACGGCAUGUAUGUAAGUGUCGCUAUUGCCCUCAAUUGAUAGUUGUUUUGUGUAGGGUGUACCUGCUUGUUUGAGGAAUUCUAAUUAACUGUUUUACUCUUUGUUUUUUGUUUCCCUUCUCUCUCCAUUGCUUCUUCUAGCUUAGACUCCUGCCUAUCCUGUUCUAACCCACCAGCGCCCUCCCAGAGGCUCUUGCCAAGAACACACAAAAGGACCCUUACAUAUUCUACUAAGAGCACAUAUUGCUCCCUGAGCACAACUCCUAUCAAGACUUUAAGUGAAGUAUGUGUACUGCUUAUAUCAUGUAGUACUAAUAGACACUUCUACACCAGGUCGCAGUACACUUACCUGCCAGCCUAGCCAGCAGCCACAAUCCCUCUCUCCCACUCUGGUUAACUAAAUCCCUUUCUACCUUCUAUAUUUUCUCCCUCUAUCUUGGUCCAUGAUAUCCCCUUCCCUUCCCUCCACCUGAUAUCUCUCUUUCUGGGUUCUGAACACCUGAGUGGUGCUUCUCUCCCAGGUCCAUCCAUCUGUCCUCACUCCUCCUUAUACACCUCCUCUCUACCCUUGUAAACCUCUUACCUUCUCUUACUGGCCUCCAUCCAUAUAUCCACCCUCCACUCCUUUCCCCCCUCAGUCUUCCUUUCUCUCACAAUUCACUGCAAGCUUACCUUAGAUUACCUCUUCUUCUGAUUGUCUCCUUCACAUUCUUCUCCUUUGGCUUUUAUAUCAUGUAGUACUAAUACACUUCUACACCAGGUCGCAGUACACUUACCUGCCAGCCUAGCCAGCAGCCACAAUCCCUCUCUCCCACUCUGGUUAACUAAAUCCCUUUCUACCUUCUAUAUUUUCUCCCUCUAUCUUGGUCCAUGAUAUCCCCUUCCCUUCCCUCCACCUGAUAUCUCUCUUUCUGGGUUCUGAACACCUGAUCCCAUUCUCUAGCAUCAUCCAAUAUGCAGAUGACUCAACUAUCAUCUGUUCUGCCUCCUCUAUUGCUACACUACAAAAACUAACUCAAGAUGCCUUCUCUUCCACAGAGCAAUGGAUGCUAAGUAAUCAUCUAGCUCUCAAUGGUACCAAAACCAAACUAAUGUUAUUUACUCCCUCUAAAGUCACUCCACCCGACAUGGAUACAUUCUUAAUUACUACUCAAAACAACUCUCCUCUUGAAAUAGUGUCAGAGACCAAACUACUUGGGGUUCUAAUCGACAACCAACUUAAAUUUAACUCCCACC
This is a messenger RNA of Protopterus annectens (West African lungfish), 6031 nucleotides long. It is a transcript of the gene TBC1D32, whose product is annotated as TBC1 domain family member 32. The transcript is spliced from 29 exons. Lineage: Eukaryota; Metazoa; Chordata; Ceratodontiformes; Protopteridae. Gene Ontology annotation, biological process: non-motile cilium assembly. The record is from RefSeq and is a predicted model, not a curated record. Bases 1 to 3345 code for a protein of 1114 amino acids.